Dacryopinax primogenitus is the source of this 1203-nucleotide messenger RNA. RefSeq lists its product as uncharacterized. The record is from RefSeq and is a predicted model, not a curated record. Bases 28 to 693 code for a protein of 221 amino acids. Lineage: Eukaryota; Fungi; Basidiomycota; Dacrymycetes; Dacrymycetales; Dacrymycetaceae. The transcript has 5 exons.
ACUAUUCUCAAGACGUCAUUGCUCUCAAUGUCUGGAAACGAUAUAAAUCCCUCGACUUGGGAGAAGAGAAAGGAGAAAUGGUCGGCAAACCGCGCCCGUCAAGACAAAGCCCAUCAAGAGGUGCUCCGGAUUGUCGCUGCCUUGGAUGAAAGCAUAUGUCGUGGCGCUGCCGCCUCUGGAGUCUCUGAAGAGGGGUUGAGGGAGGUAAUCUUUGGGACACAGAAUCUGGCUCGGUUCCGGAGGAAGCGAGCCCCGAAUCUGAAGAAUGUUGCUGUCCAUCUCACGAAGGUGGACUUGCAAGCCAAAGGUCUAGAGUUCGAUCUACAUCUUGCUAAGCCGGAUUGGGAACUAUGCCUUGCACAGCUCCAGGAAGAUGCGGAUGCCGCUGCCUCAGGACGAGACGUCUUGAAGGCCCGUCGUGAUGCAGAGACCCAGCAGAUUCGAGUGUCCCGCAAGGCACGGGAGGGAGAUCAGACAGCCACAACGUGGGCACUAUGGCAAGAGGCACAUGCUUUUAAUGUCCGGACGAGGGGCCAUAUCUUUGGGUUUACCGUUAAAGGCUCCCCUCUCGACUAUGGCGCCGCACAGUUUUUUGGUGACGAUGUCGGGGAAGCCUUCCUUCGUCAAGUUCUAGGGAAGUCAGGAGAAGAAUUAGCAAAGGAGUUCGAGAUAUUUGCCAUUCACGGUUCCUGAGGCAUUGCGUCCAGAAUGUUGGACCGAAAGCUCGAAUUGAAAGCAAGUGUCCGGAAAAUGCUCUUGAAUGGCCUGCGAACGGUUUCACACAACGACGCAGCCAUGAUGCAAUACGCCAAAUUCGGGAGGAACGUCGAGGACGUAUAUGGUGUCAUGCUGGAGGGCUGGCCAGGCGGGCGGAUCGAGAAUCCUUCCAGUCUGGCCAUGGCAGAACUGGAGGUCUUGCAUACGGCCCUUCUGGAGGGCGCUUGUCAUUUCCGGCCAUUAAAUGACCAGGACAGGCUCCGGAGGCAGCAGGAGCGAGAGGUCGAGAGAGAUGUUGCUCGUGGCAAGCAUCUCCAGAGAGCACAGGUGACCACUGCUGUUGAGGGAGGGGUCGUUGUUGGCCCCAGUGCUGUCCUCCCGCCUCUCCCGAUGGGCAGUAAUGGACUUGCAAUUCCGCCUUAUCCUUGGUCUGGAGAAAAUAAUGGUUUGCUACCUACAUUCUAGAUACUUGGAUAGUCUAAUAAU